AUGCGGCCCGGUGAGAGCUUGGACGGCUCAUCACGCACGGCUCACGGAUCAUGCGUUAGCGCCAAUCGGAGUAUGAAGAGGGACCCUGCCAGCGCGGACCACAGGGGCAUGACGGGGCACCAUCGGGGGACGGCAAGGCUGCGAGCUUUACUGUGGAGUCUCGUCCUGUGCUGUCUAUCUACUCCUUCGCAAGGAUGGAUGAUGGAGAUUGUGGACUAG
Knipowitschia caucasica is the source of this 219-nucleotide messenger RNA. The record is from the annotation of a GenBank genome assembly. Lineage: Eukaryota; Metazoa; Chordata; Actinopteri; Gobiiformes; Gobiidae.